CAGCAGCGGGAUCAGCUGCAUUGUGGGAAGCCCUAGGCCGCAGGCCCGACAACUACCAUGGCGACCAACAUCGAGGAGAUCUUCCGCUCGUUCGUGGUGAAGAAGAUCAAGGAGAUCGAGGACGAGAAGCACCAGAGUGGAAAGGUGAGCAAUGAAGCAAAUGGUGAAAUUAAAACGGAGAUGGAGCCGAAGGAGUCUGAAGUUGUGGUUGCUACCACAGAGGACAUACAGGAAGAGCAGAUUGUAAACAAUAAUGAAAAUGCAUUAUCUAGCUUGGAUGAAAAGCAAAGUGAUAAUCCUGAUAAUAAAGAGAAUAUGACUGUAGACAGCAUAACAACAGAACCAGUUAAUUGCCCGGCGUUGGAUAUCAAAGAAGAUAGUUCAACUCCAUCAAAAAAAAGCAAAAAACAUAAACAUAAGCAUCACCACAAGAGUAAGAAGAAAAAGAAAAAGAAGAAGAAAAAAGAUGACAAGAAAAGAGACCGCGAAAGGUCUCGAUCAAAAUCUCAGAUAAGUCUGAAGUCAGAGCCUGACUUAAAAUUAGAAUCGCAAUCAAAAUCACACUCCAAAUCGCCACUGCGCACUGAAUGUGGUAACGAAGAGAGUAAAAAUUGCUCCCUUUUGAUGGAAUCGGGCAGCACUGAAUUAAAUAAAAAUACAUUAGAAACAAUUGAUGUGAAUACGGUUGAACCAAUAGGAGUUGAGAAAGAGUGCUCAGUGGCUGAAAUUAAGCCAUUGCCACAGGAAAAAUGUAACAUAGAUGAAAAUGCAAAAGAGAACAUUGCUGAUGACACAAAUAAUGGUAUUGAAUGUGCUACUACUGGAAAUGUUCCUGAAUUAUUGGCUGCAGUAUCAGCUUGUGAUCAGGACGAGGCAAAUAGAUUGAUCCCUGAUAGAAGUUCAGACAAUUUACAGUCAAAAUUUACUCAGAGUAUUGAAGAUAAAAAUAAACAUGAACAAUCUGAAGGAAAGAGAGCGAAACGAAGUCGGUCAAGAUCUCCGUCGAAAUCAAUAAAACAUCACAAAUCGCAGCCGCAUUCCCACUCUCAACAUUCUCCUGUAAAGAAAUCAUGUGCCAGCUCCAUUACUAGACGACAUACAUCACAGAGUUCAUCUUCCAGGAAAAGGCAAUCGCCAACUCGACAGAGAUCAAAAUCAACUUCAAGGGAAAGGAAAAAACACACAGAAUCAUCCCCAAAGUCCAAAAGGAAAUCAUCUAGAUCUCGUUCUAUCGCAAAAAAAGAACAACGGUCAAAAUCAAAAUCUCGUUCACCUUUACGGAUACGCCAUAAAUCAAGAUCAAACUCUAUAACAAGGUCCAAAGGCCAGUCAAAAGCACGACGCUAUUCUAGAUCUUGCUCACGUUCAAAACGCAGGAGUAGGACUAGAUCAGGUUCUCCCCGGCGAUCAAAAUCUGGAGUAAAACGAUCACGUUCGCCAAGACCCAGGUCAAGGUCCAAUGAGCGGGUAGUUCGUCCAUCAGCUUCGAGAGGAUACCUUAGUAGACUUGUGAGGACACGGAGGUCACCUGAUUGGCGAAGGAGAUCCAGAUCUCCUUUGAGGAGAAAAAGUAACAGUAGAACGCCUGAACGUCUCACAGAUUUGGAUAAAGCACAGUUGCUAGAGAUAGCAAAAGCCAAUGCUGCAGCCAUGUGUGCCAAAGCUGGAAUGCCUCUGCCAGCAAACUUGAAACCUGUUGUGCCUCUUAUUAAAAAAGUGAUCUCCAAAAAAAUGGGUUGUUCAUCAAUACAAGAAUUCACAGAGAAAUGCAAGAAAAUAGUGGAAAGCAAUGAUGAUAACGAAUUGGGUAGCAAAUCUCGUGCCCCUGCAGAGGAUGAACCAUUCAGUAAUCAACCAAUUAAAGUUAAUGAACUGAAACCCAUUUCUUUCAGCUUGAAUAAUGCCACAGUGAAACCAGCUGCAAAAACCCAGGUGGCUUUGACUAAGGAGUUUCCAGUUUCCUCUGGUUCACAGCACAGGAAGAAGGAGGUGCUGAAUGUUUAUGGACAAUGGGUUCCUGUGGAAAAAAGUAGUAAAGAAACCACUGAUGAUGAUGAUGACGUCUUUCCAGAUGUCUGUACUCAGGCCGUGGAUAUCUCUGCAACAAUGACUGAGAGGUCAACAGCACAGAAACGCCUUGUUAAGAAUCCAUACGAUGUGGAGGCAAUGUCAAUGAUACUCAGGACACAGGAACAGAUUGAUGUGUGGGCUCAGGCAAACUCUCUGCCCGGUCAGUUCACAGGUAGUACUGGAGCUCAAGUCUUGACCUAUGAGGAAUUAACACAUAGUGGUCCUCAAGCCUGGAUCAGGAAGGAUCAGUUCCUGAAAGCUGCCCCUUUAACUGGAGGAAUGGGAGCACAAUUGAUGCAAAAAAUGGGAUGGAGAGAAGGAGAAGGACUGGGAAAAAACAAAAAUGGAACGGUAGAGCCUAUAGUUGUUGACUUCAAGACUGACCGUAAAGGUCUGGUAGCAGAAGGAGAGAAAGCACAGAAGAAAUCUGGAAAUUUCCCAGCACUGAAGGACUUAUCAGGAAAACACCCUGUUUCUGCUUUAAUGGAAAUUUGUAACAAGAGAAAAUGGGCCCCACCUGAUUUUUUGAUGAUUCGUGACAGUGGCCCAGAUCAUUGUAAACAUUUUCUAUUUAAGGUGCUGAUCAAUGGUACAGAGUACAAGCCCAACCACGCCAGUCCCAACAAGAAGCAUGCUAAGGCCUCAGCAGCUACUACUGCUCUGCAGGCCCUAGGACUUGUUCCAAAGGAGAGUGUUAUUUCAACCACAAAUUUUAAGAAUGCCUCAGAUGCCACCACAUAAAUGACCUCCCACUACUACUGUAAAAUUGUUCAAUGAUUCUGUAAAUAAAGAUGUAUUAUAUUAGCAUUU
This is a messenger RNA of Leucoraja erinaceus (little skate), 2880 nucleotides long. Its product is annotated as protein SON-like. The coding region runs from base 58 to 2811 and encodes 917 amino acids. The record is from RefSeq and is a predicted model, not a curated record. NCBI's taxonomy places the organism in Eukaryota, Metazoa, Chordata, Chondrichthyes, Rajiformes, Rajidae. Gene Ontology annotation, biological process: regulation of mRNA splicing, via spliceosome; regulation of cell cycle. The transcript is spliced from 12 exons. Gene Ontology annotation, molecular function: RNA binding.